UCUAGCAUAGCACAGAGGAACCUCAGCAAUGGCUUCCGGUGCUCAAGCCGCGAAGAUGGUGGCACUGAGCAUGAUGCUGGCCAUCCUGCUCGCCACCACGGCCGACUCCAAUCCCCAGCCAGACCGCACCUGCUCCGUGGAGUGCGCCUGCGCCGAGCAGUGCAGCCGCCAGUACCCUCGCGUCGACGACGACCCACCUUUCAAGAUCACUCCUGUCUGCACACACCGCACGGAGCACGAGUUCUACGCUCGCCUCUACCUGCACCAUAGUUUUCAAGGGAAAUAUAGGAACCAACAAGACGUAUUGAGUAGUGAGUUGAAAAAUGACUUUGGAUCCUUGAUUGUUAAUGAUUGGGUCAUCACGGACUCACCUGGCCGUGACACCAAGGUUGUGGCUCACGCAAAGGGCAUCCAUAUCCAGGCCGGAAUGGACACCGAAGACUACUAUGUUUCUUUCAACAUGGUGUUCGAUGAUGGCAGGUUUAAAGGGUCCACGCUUCAAGUCAUGGGAACCGUUGUCGCAGAAGGUGAAUGGGCUAUUCUGGGUGGAACAGGAGAAUUUGCAUUAGCUCGUGGAGUUAUUUAUAAAACCUACUCGAAAUACAUUAAUCAAGUGGGUGAUGUGAUUGAACUUGACAUUCAUUGUCUUUACACUGCUAUGGAAAGGUCAAAGGGUACUUAUUGGGCAUUGGAGGCAUGAACAAACGAUUCGAGUCUUGAAAGGCCAUCCAUCCAAUUCCUUCCUGAAGCAUGUGCGCGCUUAGUACAGGUCCAUAAGCUUAGUAUGUAUCCGUCGGUGUCUAUAAAUUAUUGCCAGCAAUAAAAGAUCUUGGUUUAUCAAAACAUGUUUAGUGUCAAGAUCGGCAAACAAAAUCAUUAGGUGAUAUAUCUUACAUGAAGUUGUACCGAUGUGAGCUGAUGUGCUAGCAGAAUAUCAGAGUUGUAGUCUUGUAAAUGGACCGAGUUGUACAUGAAGUUGUACAUGGACAGAAUAUCAGAAUAUCAGAGUUGUACAUGAAGUUGUUAUC
Molecule: messenger RNA, 1028 nt
Organism: Triticum urartu
Lineage: Eukaryota; Viridiplantae; Streptophyta; Magnoliopsida; Poales; Poaceae
Product: dirigent protein 22-like
Source: RefSeq, a predicted model, not a curated record